This is a messenger RNA of Podarcis muralis (Common wall lizard), 915 nucleotides long. The record is from RefSeq and is a predicted model, not a curated record. Lineage: Eukaryota; Metazoa; Chordata; Lepidosauria; Squamata; Lacertidae.
UGGUUGGACAAAUAAUAAAACUCACGUCCAGCACAAGCAGUUCCAGUUCGACUGAAAUCUGCUGUUGAUUGUAUGUGGGCCUUGGUAUGCCUUUCCCAUUGCAACAGGGUACAGAACAGGGCAAGUUCCCCCUCGUUGUUAACACACCAUCUUUCCGCUGGUUUUGUUUUCGCUUUGUUCUGGCAGCUUCAGCUGAAGCAGAAAAAGGAAGAAUUAUGCGAGAGAAACAAACAGGUGUCCUUUGACCGCUGCAACCAUGUGCUGGUGGAGCUUUACCGGAAGCUGAAAGCUGGAGUCCACAUAGGAAUUUAUUCUGCUCCCGGUGGCUACCAGCGUUAUCUGGAGAACUGGAACAAAAUGGUAGAGGAAUACCGUUCGGUACCUUGUAAAGGAAUUCAGGCAGACUGUGCUCUUGAAGAAUUCCUGAAAUCCAAGGAGACUGUGGCAAAAUCUCUCCUUCAAAUGGACCGCGCCUUGACUGCCCAAGAGAAGGAACUUGAAGCCCAGCGCGCUCAGGCCGAAGCAGCCCAGCUGCAGCAGACGCUGUUGGAGCAAAAGCAGGCGCAGUUGCAGCAAAUGAUGGAGGAUGAGAAGCGAAGCCACGAUGCACAGCUCCAGCUGUUGAGGGAGAAGAUGGAGAAAGAGAAGAAGUUGAUGGAAGAGGAAACAGACAGGGUGAUAGAGCAGAAACUCAAGGAACAUGAGUUGCUGCUGAAAGAAGGAUUUCAGAGGAUGGCAAGGAAGAUGGAGAGUGAAAUCCAACAUCUCAAGGAUGAAAAGAAAAGCUGGGAAUGGGUGUCGUCUCUAGUGGAAAAUUUGAUCCCAGUUGUGUCAUCUUUGGUGAUGCACAGUGUGCAGCUUGCAACAGUUUCUCAAACUGGGAGCACGCCAAAGAAAUAGUUCCAGCAUGGGGGG